This is a messenger RNA of Arachis stenosperma, 1240 nucleotides long. Its product is annotated as vestitone reductase-like. Bases 87 to 1118 code for a protein of 343 amino acids. The transcript has 4 exons. The record is from RefSeq and is a predicted model, not a curated record. Gene Ontology annotation, molecular function: oxidoreductase activity, acting on the CH-OH group of donors, NAD or NADP as acceptor. Lineage: Eukaryota; Viridiplantae; Streptophyta; Magnoliopsida; Fabales; Fabaceae.
CCAGAAUUUAAUUCCUAUGGCUAUGGCUAUGUACUCAACUACCUUUUUUCCCCCUUCAUAUCCAUUGAAGUUUAAGCCAUCUGCAUAUGCAAGAGAGAAAGUGUGAGAUAGAGAACAUGGAAGAAAGUAAAGGAAGAGUAUGUGUCACUGGAGGCACAGGGUUUAUAGGUUCAUGGAUUAUCAACAACCUCCUUCAACAUGGUUACUCUGUUAAUACCACUGUCAGAUCCAACCCAGCAGAACACAAGAGAGACAUUAGCUUUCUUACUAAUUUACCUGGAGCAUCACAGAAUCUUCAAAUUCUGAAUGCUGAUCUCAGCAAUCCAGAAAGUUUCAGUGCAGCCAUUGAAGGAUGCAUUGGAGUUUUCCAUGUUGCUAGUCCGGUGGAAUUUGAAUUAAAAGAACCUGAAGAAGUUAUGAUAAAAAGAACCACUGAUGGAGCAGUAGGAAUUCUCAAGGCAUGUCUCAAUUCCAACACUGUGAAGAGAGUAAUCUACACUUCAAGUUCCUCUGCUGUUUUGUACCAUAACAGUGGCAAAGAUGAUCAUGAAGAAGUUGUGUUGGAUGAGAGUUUUUGGAGUGAUGUGGAUUACCUUAGAGCAUCAAAGAUUGAUGGUUGGUUCUAUUCUGUUUCUAAGACACUCACAGAAAAAGCAGUGCUUGAAUUUGGGGAGGAGAGUGGAUUGGAUGUUGUGACUUUGGUUCCAACGUUUGUUCUUGGACCUUUUAUUUGUCCUAAGCUUCCUAGCUCAGUUCAUGCUUCAUUGUCCUUGGCAUUUGGUGACAGAGGUCCAUUUGGUUCGCUCCUUCAGGCACCAAUGGUGCAUGUGGAUGACGUGGCUAGAGCCCAUAUAUUUCUUCUUGAACAUCCUAAUCCAAAAGGGAGGUAUAAUUGCUCAUCAUCUUUGGUUACUGUUGAAACAAUGUCUCAAGUUGUUUCUUCUAAAUACCCGGAAUUUCAGCUGUCAACGCUAAACAAGUUGAAGCAAACUGAAGGUGCCAAGUUACAAAAUUUAUCAUCAAAGAAGCUCAAAGAUGCCGGAUUUGUAUUCAAGUAUGGACUUGAGGAAAUGGUUGAUGAUGCAAUUAGAUGUUGCAAAGAAAAGGGUUACAUGUGAGGUUGUUUAGUUAUGCGUUGGUUUUAGGGUUUGAACUUUGAAAAAAAAAAUCUUAUGAUUGACUACUUUUAUGAUUAACAUUUUGCUUAUUUCAAGCCUUUAAUUUCACCGAAUUCAGACUU